AUGCAUAUCGAAGUGUUGGAAGCCAAGAAAAUUCGCCGACAACACGCAAAUCUGGACGCUCGAUUGGCAAGAGCCACAAUUUGUCCUGUGAAAACUAAACUGAACAUCUGCCACAGUAUACGUCGGGAGAUUGAAGUGGACGGAAGCUUGGAUCCGUUAGACGCCAAAUGUUUUGGUACAUGCUUCGCUACCCUGGUAGAUAAUCUUCCCUCAGUUCUUCCGACGUACUUGCUACCGCAGGAGGAGUUAAUUGAGGAGUCGGGUUUGUCUAGAUUGGAUUCAGUGAGCAUCUACAUUAUUCCGGGCGACCAAGGUCAAGGUCAACGUGAAGGUUGUUUGAAAAUUAUUUAUUUUGUACUGCCCGAUUAUCAUUUACUGCUCUAA
Echinostoma caproni is the source of this 384-nucleotide messenger RNA. NCBI's taxonomy places the organism in Eukaryota, Metazoa, Platyhelminthes, Trematoda, Plagiorchiida, Echinostomatidae. The record is from the annotation of a GenBank genome assembly.